GUUUACCUCAUUCUCUAUAUGCAGAAUGUGAAGGCCUCUCACUGUGCCUGUGAGCUGACCAAUGUGGAGAAGCCUUUCCCCAAGGACAAACUGCUGAGUAUUGAGACCUCCGCUGCGGAAUGCAAUAAGAACAUCCAGUUGGCAAAGGUGUCUGAGGAGGCUUCCCUGCGUCUGGGUCUGCAUAAGCGUCUGCUGCAGCUGCAGGAUGAGGUGUCUGUGCUGGAGCAGGAGGAUGAUGGUGGUCUGUAUGGAGCCGUGUCUCUCAGGAUAAUAGAGCUGGAGCUGGCUCAACUUCUGCAACUCAUCAACAAACUGAACGAGACAAAUAUCAUGCAAGAAAAUCUUGGUAGAAACAUCACUGUCAAUGUACUGCACUUAAGAAAGGAGCUGAAACAGCUUGAGAAAUUUGACCACAUGCAGAUUAUUCAGAAGCUGGAGGAGAACAAGGGACUGCAGAGGAGUCUGGCCCAGUGCCAGGAGGAACUCCAGGCCACACCCCCUCCUCCAACUCCGCCCCCAGGCUCUUGUCCUCAUGGUCGCCUUGUGCAAGUGGAUGGCCCCAAAUCGUCUUCGAUCACUGAGCACGAUGGCUAUCAUUACCACUAUGGGUCCUGGGGCCAAGACCCAAAACCCAGUCAUGGGAAGGAGGGCUGGUAUUGGCUGGUAGCACUGACAAAAAGUGACACCCAUGCCAACUAUGUCCGGCUGUACACCAGUCUCAAUGCUCUAAUGGUAGGCAAAGGACACACAGAUGUCUCCAUAGAUUAUUACAACCCCAACACCCACACCAUCCAGGGGCCCAAUGUGGUGAUGUACGGUGAUGCCCUCUACUACGGCUGCUACAACACCCCCUCUGUCUGCCGCUUCAACAUGACCUCACGUAAAGUCACCACUGCAGCUCUUCCACCAAAAUCCGGUGUCAACAACAAGUUCCCUUUCUGUCACUUGGGGUAUUGCUACGUCUACACAGAUCUGGACCUGAUGACAGACGAUUCUGGUGUUUGGCUGGCCUACACCUCCGCAGAGAACUAUGGCAACGUGAUGCUCUGUCAGGUUGAGUCUGGUCAUGUUCCCAAGUUAGGACGCACCUUGAAAACGUCCCUGUAUAAACGCUCAGCCACCAACACCUUCAUGGCAUGUGGCGUUCUCUACGCCACUCGGUAUGUGGACAAGGAGACAGAAGAGGUAUUCUACUCCUUUGAUACACGCACUGGUGUGGAACGCUAUGAUCUGGACAUUCGUUUCAAGAAGAUUAAGGCCAACGUAGAGUCGCUCAACUAUAACCCUUCUGACCUAAAGUUGUAUGCUUACAGUGAUUCUCAUGUAGUGCAAUAUGAUGCCAUUUUUGAGAGAGGGAUUUGACAGAAUAUCAUUUAGUCCUCAUUUUGAAUUUGUGUUUGUUUAUACCAAGUCAUGAUGAAUUAGGAGUUAACAUAAAGAGGGGCAAUGAUAGACUCACUUUGUUUUUUGUUUUUUUAGAGGAACAUAGACUUGGAACCCUUCAUGUCAUGUUAUGGAAACUGAAAUACUAUAAUCUGCUAUAUGCUGUUCUGU
Engraulis encrasicolus (European anchovy) is the source of this 1554-nucleotide messenger RNA. Its product is annotated as olfactomedin-4-like. Gene Ontology annotation, biological process: signal transduction. The transcript is spliced from 5 exons. NCBI's taxonomy places the organism in Eukaryota, Metazoa, Chordata, Actinopteri, Clupeiformes, Engraulidae. The coding region runs from base 19 to 1362 and encodes 447 amino acids. The record is from RefSeq and is a predicted model, not a curated record.